UCUUCUUACAACAACAACAACAACAACAACUCUCUCUCUCAUUCAACAAAUUCUCUCUUCAAGAUUCAAUCAAUCCAUGGAUUGUAAUUGCUCACACUUCCAGCCCCCUCCAUCCUCUUCUUCCAACCCCUACAACCUCCUCCUCCAAUCCCUCUCCCUAAUUCCAAUCAACCAUUACCUCCUCGCCACCGCCUUCGCUCUCACAUACUUCCUCUACAAUUUCCUCGAAAUCCAUUUCCUCCAAGAUCUCCUCACCGGAUUCUCCGGCUCCACCGUCCACUUCACCUACAACUCCUCAUCCGUUAUCUACGAUGCCGUCGUUUCUAAGUGCCGGAUUCUUCACGGCAGAUACUCCGUCACGCCUUGGCUUUCUAGUCCUCAUCUUCAAACUGUUUUUCUUAACUUCUUCGGAAAUCCUCCUACUUUUAAAUACAAAAGACAAUUGUUUAAUACUCCUGAUGGUGGAACUAUUGCUCUGGACUGGGUUAUAAACUCUCAUGAUGCAGAGAGUGCCGUCGCUAAAGACGAAUCUAAUCCUGUUGUUGUAGUGAUUCCUGGUUUAACAAGUGAUUCCUUUUCUCCUUAUCUCAAACAUCUUGCAUAUCAUACAGCAAAGCGUGGAUGGAAAGUUGUUGUCAGUAAUCACCGAGGACUUGGAGGCGUUUCAAUCACGUCAGAUUGUUUCUACAAUGCUGGGUGGACUGUGGAUGCCCGCACAGUGGUUAAUUAUGUUCACAAAGCGAAUCCCAGGGCGCCUUUGUUUCUCAUUGGAACUAGUAUUGGAGCUAAUGUUCUGAUAAAAUAUCUUGGUGAGGAUGGUGAGAAUAUUCCUGUAGCUGGAGCUGUAGCUGUCUGCAGUCCUUGGGACCUUUUGAUAGGGGACAGGUUUAUAACCCGUAAGCGUGUGCAGAAAUUUUAUGAUAAAGCACUAGCAUUUGGACUUCAAGGUUAUGCAAAAUUACACCAGCCUCACUUUUCUCGCCUUGCUAAUUGGGAAGGGAUAGAAAAGUCACUUUCAAUUCGAGAUUUUGAUAACCAUGCCACCCGCAUUGUUGGGAAAUAUGAGACUGUUGAUACAUACUAUAGACGCAAUAGCAGCUCUAUUUAUGUGCAAUCUGUAUCGAUUCCUCUUCUCUGUAUUAGUGCUCUGGAUGAUCCGGUAUGUACCAGGGAAGCCAUUCCCUGGGAUGAAUGCAGGGCAAAUAAAAAUGUCGUGUUGGCCACUUUAAAGCAUGGAGGACAUCUGGCCUUCUUUGAAGGAAUAACUGCUUCUAGCCUGUGGUGGGUAAGAGCUGCUAAUGAAUUCCUUGAUGUACUGCUCUCUAGCAAUUGUAUGCAUGUUCAGAAGAAGAUCUCUGCACCAAACAAACUCUUGGACUCGGCAAUCGACCAGGGUCCUUACGUCAAUGUUUCCGAGGAUGGAAUGGUGGCUGCAUUGAACAAUGGGCCAACAGUAGACAAUGUGAACCAAAUAGAUGCAAGACAGGAUAAACAUCAUGAUGGUCAUGACCGGGUCCCAGAAGGAAGUAAAAGAGAUGAGCUUGUGACUAACACUAACAAAGAGAGUGUUGAUUCCUCCUCUUGUAUUGCACAAACGACUAGUGCCCAUAAUCCAGUGCCUCUUGAUGUAGUAACACCUUUCAAAAGAUACCUAGGACAGUUAUCUCGACAAAAUCGAUGGUCCAUCUGGUUGCUGGCUUAUAUUGCUAUCACCACAAGUUGGCCAUUGGUUGGUUCAGCCCUUCAUCUUGUGUUUGGAAAAAGGCUUAGGAAUAUCUUACCCCGAGGUUUAGUUAGAAGAUAAUAUUGUAUUGCAUUAUAUCAUUGUUGGAUUUUAUCUGUAGAUGUAGAUGUAUAACAAUAAUAAUAACAAUAAUAAAAAUGAUGUCAAAAAAAAAAUAAUAAUAAUAAAAAUGAUAAUAUUAUA
Messenger RNA from Medicago truncatula (barrel medic), 1927 nucleotides. RefSeq names its product embryogenesis-associated protein EMB8. The coding region runs from base 77 to 1804 and encodes 575 amino acids. The transcript is spliced from 13 exons. NCBI's taxonomy places the organism in Eukaryota, Viridiplantae, Streptophyta, Magnoliopsida, Fabales, Fabaceae. The record is from RefSeq and is a predicted model, not a curated record. Gene Ontology annotation, biological process: lipid metabolic process. Gene Ontology annotation, molecular function: monoacylglycerol lipase activity; short-chain carboxylesterase activity.